This is a messenger RNA of Lathyrus sativus (Indian pea), 882 nucleotides long. The record is from the annotation of a GenBank genome assembly. Lineage: Eukaryota; Viridiplantae; Streptophyta; Magnoliopsida; Fabales; Fabaceae.
AUGGGUUUGAGUUCUAAGCAGGUGAUUUCCAGCAGUGGACUUGAUUGGAAACAAACCUUAUUAGAAUCUCAAGAUUUGGAACUUCCAAAGCCUCAUCAUCUAAUGAGAAAACAGCAACAAAAUCCUCAGCAGCAGCAAUCAGCAGAACAUUUGAACUGUCCAAGAUGUGACUCAACAAACACUAAGUUUUGUUACUAUAACAAUUACAACAAGUCUCAGCCUCGCCAUUUUUGUAGAGCUUGUAAAAGACACUGGACUAAAGGUGGAACUCUACGCAAUGUUCCUGUUGGUGGUGGCAGAAAGAACAAGAGAAUCAAAAAACCAACCACACCGGUUACUUCUUCCACCACUACUGGCACCACCUCAAUUCAAACACCUCUUCAUGUGAGUGAUCAUCACAAAACCAUUCCUAACUCAUCUCUAUAUCAAGCUAUAAUUCAUCCACCAUCUUUGCUUCUACAACAGAAUAUGUCUAUGAUGAUGAACACAAGAGACUUAUUAGUAGAAAGCAAAGAUUUUGGCAUGUUUAGUACUACUUGUUCAACUUUACCUAUUCCUCCUCAUCAAAAUCAAAGCUUGCUCUUUCCCUUUUCAACCUCCUCAAGCUCUUUUGACACAACCACUUGUUCAUCUUCCAAUGUUUAUUACUAUGGACAAGAGUUUAAAACAAUGGAAGAACAUGAGCAGGAACAGGAACAGGAACCUAUAAUUCCUAACACAAAGCCAUGGGAGAUACCGAUGGCGAUACCAACAUCAUUACCAUUACCAGCAACAAGUGGUGGCAUGGAAGCUUCAAAGUAUUGGAACUGGGAAGACAUUGAUUCAUUGGUAUCAGCUGAUUUAAAGGAUCCUUAUUGGGAUGAUUCUGAUAUCAAACCAUGA